UCCAACUCCCCCGUGACUGGUGCCUUUCGCGAGUUGCUCGGUGUCGCGGGACGCUCCAUGGCGCUCCGAUGGGCGCUGCGGCCGCGGGCGGCAUUGGAGCGAGGAAUGUCAGUGCGGAGGAGUUUCACUCAGGACUAGAUCUCGGACCCCAGCGGUGCAUCUCCUUGGAGCUCAUCGGGCAGAGCUUCACUUGGCGCUCUGCCGCCUACGGGGAGCUUCAACUCCGCAGUCACUACCUCUGCGCCGAGGAGGCCGGGCGCGCUGAGGAUGCCGCUGCGGAGGCCGAGGUGCUGGCAGUGGAGCAGGGGCUCAUGGGGGAAGGCAUUUCCCUGCGCUUGAGCCGCAGACCAUUGGACUAUGUUUGCGUGGACCAGCACCUGGUGGUGGCCCAGUAUGAUGGGACUGCGCUGCUCCGGCGCAGCGCCACCUUCCAGAUCAAGCGCGGGGAGCGCGGGGAGUACGGGGAGAACGAGAAGGAGGUUUGCCUGAUGUGGGCGGACCGGCCGGGCUUGUAUGCCGGCAUGGAGCGGGAUGGGCGCAUCACCAUGAAAGCGUAUAGCCUUCGCGAUCGCGAGGACUUCCACUUCCGCCUGACGCCAGCCCGCCCGACGCCGCCGCUGCUGGUGGACCUGCUGCCGUGCACCAUGGGCCUCAGCGCGCCAGCGGUGGAGGUGGAGGUGGAGGUGUCGGCAGAGACAAGGAAGGUGCCAAAGACCAGGACUACAACCUCCUGGCCUCUCGCCUCCCUCAGAUCUGCGGCUCCUUCGAGGCGGUCGACUGAAGAAAAACCACUUCGAGGCGGUCAGACGGUUCAAGGCGGAACGGGUGGAAGCGACUCUGUUUCUCGCUUUCCGGGAAGACGUGUGGUCGUCGAAGACCCCAUGGCGGCCAUUGGCGUUGGAUUCCGGGCGAAGGACUUGUGGCGGAAGUUUGGCGGAACGGUGGGAGGAGGCACACCCAAGAGCGGGUUCGGGUGUUGGAGCGAGCAGCAUGUCGAUCCGAAAAAGAAGGCAAGGGGAACCGUCUCCGGCGCAGAAUAUGGUGGAGAGUUGAAGAGAACGAAGUCGGUGGUUCACGCGAAGAAGCUUGGUACCAUGACUCGAAAAUGGAUGAUGGGUCUGUCCAGCACUGCAAAGUUGGAGCGCGUGGACGGUGUCUUGGAGAGUCGCGGCGAAGAAGUGGCCAAGGUGUGAACAAUGCGUGAUCAUGUGGGAUGACCUGGAGAGGGUGGGAGGAAAGACCAGUUUCUCAACGUGUGAGAAGAAUGACAGAAACAACCAACACCUAGAAAAUCUGCUGAUUUUGGGGAGGAGAACGAUCAUGAUCGGUAGG
Molecule: messenger RNA, 1332 nt
Organism: Durusdinium trenchii
Lineage: Eukaryota; Dinophyceae; Suessiales; Symbiodiniaceae
Source: the annotation of a GenBank genome assembly